AUGUCUUCAGAAGAUAAAGACUUCAAAGGACGGUGUAUGUACUGCAACACUGACGUUGGUCGCGACAAGGUCAAGACAUGUGGUCGCUGCCGACUGGUACGUUACUGCUCGAAGGAAUGCCAGGUCGCGUCGUGGAAGACCCACAAGCUACGAUGCAACCCAAAUUUACGCGAGAGCCUUGCCAGUGACCCUGCUAGCAAUGCUUUAAACACCGCUCUUUCCAAAUGGAUCAAUAAUUGGAGGGACGAACUGCACAACUGGGCUAUGUGGGCAAUGGAUCUUCCAAACAGUCCACCAGAUCGACUUGCGACCCACUGUUUUGUAAUCGAAAUUGAGCGUCGACCGAAUCCCCCGAGCGCCUCCCAGUUCUUCCGAAUGCACGGAGGAGGUGUCGAGACUCGAGCAAGUUUUAUAGCCCGUUUGGAAGAAAUCAACGAGGCCAACGAGGAGACCGUUGCAUGUGUCAAUGAACACCGAGGUACCGACACCGCUCAAAUCAUCAUCCUCUGUGAAGAUUUGAUUCGAUUUUUGUGGUUUUCUCUCCGCGACGGCGGUGCAUCCUUGCGGAGCCGUGAUCCUGCCGUGUCCAAGGCGCUUGCGGAGAACUGGCAAGAAGGCAUGAUUGGCGCAAUCGAAACCGGUCGUCCCGGGGAUUCCAAGGAUCAUUUAAGGAGAGCCGCAAUUAAGGUCAUUGGACCACCUCCUGUAUGA
Suillus paluster is the source of this 711-nucleotide messenger RNA. RefSeq lists its product as uncharacterized. The record is from RefSeq and is a predicted model, not a curated record. The transcript has 5 exons. Bases 1 to 711 code for a protein of 236 amino acids. Lineage: Eukaryota; Fungi; Basidiomycota; Agaricomycetes; Boletales; Suillaceae.